UUCAGGGGCUCCCUAAAGUAAAAAGCUAAUCGCCAUCACCUCAAUCCCGCAUCUUCAACUCACCAUCUCCUUCCCUUCCCAUCCAGUUAUUCCAGCUUCCUGUUAAUGGCGAUUCCUUUUUUCACUACAACAGUAAAAACCCAGAUGAAAUAAUUUAAUAGCAACACAUCUUUUACUGCAAUUCACUAACUUCCAAACUCCCACAGCAGCAAACACCACGCCGCUCUCCCCGCGCACCCACGCCUCUUCCCUUCUUCGAACGUUACCCACUAAUGACUUCUUCCCCUUAGAUUCACAGAAAAACCCAACAAUUCGGCUCCAGUUCUUAAUGCGGUUCUCUCGCACUGUCAAUUGAAUCCCGCCGCUGCACUCCUUUCAGUUUCAAUUGCAUUUGGGAAUCGGAUUAUGUGAUAAUAAUUCAAGAGAGCCGGGUGAGAGACAUUUGUCCAGUUUCUUUUGGUAGAUCGGGAGUCAUGGAGAAUCGCAGUGAUGCUGACCCAAGUUCUUUUCUCAGUUUGUUUGCGGCGAUUUCAUAUGGGAUUGCUUCAAUGGCGAUGGUGUUUAUCAACAAGGCCAUUGUUAUGCAGUAUUCUCACUCUAUGACACUUCUCACUCUCCAACAAGUGGCUACAGCUUUGCUUAUACAUGUUGGGCGGAAAACGGGAUACACGAGAUCGAAGGGACUCGAUCUCCAAACAGCUAAGAGACUUCUCCCUGUUUCUCUCUUCUACAAUGCCAAUGUGGCAUUCGCUCUGGCCAGCUUGAAAGGGGUUAACAUUCCCAUGUAUAUUGCCAUCAAGAGGCUGACUCCUCUUGCUGUGCUGAUUGCUGGCUUUUUCGCUGGGAAAGGAAGGCCUUCAACGCAGGUGACUCUAUCUGUCCUGCUGACUGCUGGAGGGGUUGUUAUCGCAGCGCUUGGAGAUUUUUCCUUCGAUGUGUUUGGUUACGGCCUGGCAUUUGUUUCUGUUUUCUUCCAGACAAUGUACCUUGUUUUAGUGGAGAAGUCUGGUGCAGAAGAUGGGCUUUCUUCAGUUGAGAUAAUGUUCUACAACAGCUUCUUGUCUCUUCCAUUCUUGAUGUUCCUCAUCAUCGUUACUCGAGAAUUUCCCGACUCUUUGGUGUUGUUAAUCGCAAAGAGUAAUUCCUUGUCAUUUUUGGUGAUACUCAUUCUUUCAUUGGUGAUGGGGAUCAUUCUCAACUACACCAUGUUCCUAUGUACGAUAGUCAACUCAGCUCUGACAACAACUAUAGUAGGCGUUCUCAAAGGUGUUGGAUCCACGACUCUUGGUUUCUUCUUACUUGGCGGGGUGAAAGUGCAUGGUCUGAACGUGACUGGUCUGGUCAUCAACACAGCUGGUGGAUUGUGGUAUUCGUACGCCAAAUAUCGGCAGAGGAAAAACAGGCCACAGAAGCUAACGCCAGAUAUAGAGGCACAUCGAAAGUAAUAGUUGCUUUGAUGCACAUUGUAUAGUUGCUUUUUAACUAUGAGAAAUUGUAUGAGCGAAAUGGCAUAUAAGAGUACCCUUCCUCUACUGUUCUCCAUUUUCUGAUGAGCACAAGGUACCUGGAAAUGGAUAUGGGCAUAUGGCUCAGACUUCCUCCAACUUGCUGCUUCUGCUUUUGAGAAAUUUGUUGCAGUAUACGCUUCUAUAUAUGUGUAUGAUCGCAUAACGUAUUCUCGGGUUAAAUUUGCAGCUCUGGCGCAAAGGUGGCUUGACAUGAGGUACUGCAAAUUAAGCGAAUGAACGAAGGAUGCGUUCUUGGUAUUUGAAGAAGAAGAAGACAAGCUCAUUGUAAGGAGUCACAUUGAUGCUUCGUAGACUGGUAUGUCUUUCGUUUGAAUGUUGAAGCUGCAGCUCUGUGAGCCGAAGCAAGACACUGUAGAGUAGCCGAUUCUACAAAAACCUAAAGGGGCAAAAUGACCAUUCCCUUGCAUCACAUACAAGCAAAAAAUCACAUACUGUUGUCAAGUAUAAGCGCAUGAAACUGAACUUAAGUCAGAGUUUUGUUUUCUUUUGAGUUCAUUCAAUGGAUUACAACAAAGUUUGAAACUCAGGGGAAAACGAUCCUCGAUUAAUCUACACUCCAACGAUCAAGCCGGUACCGAGUAAUAUACACAAGUAGUUAGAUCAGGCCAGUUGGUGGGAAGAGGUCGACCUGGUUGUUUUCAAGCCUUGAGAGCCAUGAUAACAAAGAUCAGUGGGUCUGGUGAGUGAUAAAAUACUCUUAUGGAUUACAUUCCAAUCUUGCAUCAUCAGAAGAAUUCAAUCAUCUGAUGAUUCUCAGCAUUUGUUAAUGCCUUUGCCUUUUAAGUCAGUGGGGUUUGAAGGAAACAUUAUAUUAGUGUUCCAAGUUGCACACCGU
Messenger RNA from Linum tenue, 2364 nucleotides. Lineage: Eukaryota; Viridiplantae; Streptophyta; Magnoliopsida; Malpighiales; Linaceae. The record is from the annotation of a GenBank genome assembly.